UUUUCUUUUUUACAUCAAAAAAGAAGAAAAUUGAAUAGAUGCAAUAAAUAAAGGAUUAAAUUUGUACAAUUUUCGAGACAUCAUCACGCCUCGGAUUUCUCGGCUUCUCUCACUCUCCAGAGAGUAAUCAUCUCCUUCUGAGUUCGGAUUGGGGAAAAUCCAAAUUUUGAUUUUGUGAGUCUGAAAAUAUUACUGAGACAUUUGGGAGUUUCUGUGUGUUGUGGAGAGAGGCUGCUGGUUCGCGGAGUUAGUUAAGCUUCUGCGAGCUUGGGAUCCUCUCUCAUUAAAAUUAUGAUAUGAGGUCUUGAUGAUUACGUGACUGCAUCCCGUUUGGAAAGGAAAUUUCGUAGCUUGAUUAACACUGAGGUCAUGGGUGCUGCUUGUUGCUGCAUUAGGGAUGACUGGGAUGAUUUUGCUAACCCGAACAACUCAAUAUACAGAAACUGUUUAUGCCCCCAUUGCUUUGUUCAGAAUUUCUUGUAUCUGUAUGCAUCACUGUUUCAUCGAGGAGAAGAACGAACCUUACCCUCGUCCUCUCAAGGGACAGCUUCUUUAAGUUCCUCAGCAUCGAUUGAUAACUCUUUACCCGAUAUGUUUCGCCCUCCUCCAAGACCUCUGCCUUAUGAUGCAGAUCCAAGAUAUUUUCGCUUGCAGCGUGAUGGCCUCGUCUCUCGAAAGGAGAAAGGGUCAAGCCAUGCACAUGAGGAAACUGAGCCGCUAAGAUCAAGCGAAGUUGACGAGGAAUCUGAGUCUGUGACUACCAAAAGCAAAUGGAAUGAAUUUACAUGUGAAGAAGCAUCCAAAGAAUAUAGUUCAAAAUCGUCCCUAAAGCCAUCAACUGCCAAACCGGCUACAGGAUUUGCUCAUAUUUAUACUUCAUCCGAAGAUGAAGAUGUCUGCCCUACAUGCCUUGAAGAGUAUACCAAAGAAAAUCCAAAGAUACUUACACAAUGUUCUCACCAUUUCCAUCUUGGUUGUAUAUAUGAAUGGAUGGAAAGAAGUGAUAACUGCCCAGUCUGUGGCAAGGUGAUGGCAUUCGAUGAGACGACCUGAAGUCUUCCCUGGAGCAGUGGUCGUGGAUGAAAGCUACCAGCUACAAGACAGAAGAAUACAUGUGGAGCUGGAAAAAGUGUAAAGUGAUUGUAUAUAUGAUGGUGUCAAGAGAAAUGUGUGAUGGGUCUCUAAAUGCUGAUGGUGUUCAGCACAACAAUGUUAGCAGUGCAUCCUUCAUUUUUCUUGCAGAUACUUGUGCUUGUAUUUGUCACAGUUGCCAUUUCCAUUUCAUGGAGGAAAAUUCCUCUUCAAUUGGAGUACAUAUUUGCUGUUUGCAUUA
Salvia hispanica is the source of this 1333-nucleotide messenger RNA. Its product is annotated as E3 ubiquitin-protein ligase At3g02290-like. Lineage: Eukaryota; Viridiplantae; Streptophyta; Magnoliopsida; Lamiales; Lamiaceae. The record is from RefSeq and is a predicted model, not a curated record. Gene Ontology annotation, molecular function: ubiquitin-protein transferase activity.